AUGGACUCUUCUCAGCGACCUCUUCUCCACACAGACCCCCGCCAGCGCAGCCCCUUUGCCCAGCCUGCGACAGCAGCAGCUGCUGCUGGGCGAAGCAGCCGCAGCAGCAGCAGCAGCACUGGGGAGUUUGUGCUGGUUCCCUCGACGUCUCCCUUUGCCAGGCCCUCCACCUCCUCACUAGAGAACAGCUGCAAUCCGCAGGUGCUUCCCCCGAAGAAUACGAGCAUCGGCAGCGAUAGCAGCGAUAGCAGCGGCAGCGAUAGCGGCGGCAGCGAUAGCAGCGGCGGAGAUGGCGGCAGCUCUAUGGGCGAUUCGGUGUCUCUGCGCCUCGCCACUGCUGCAGGCACGGCUAUAGUGAGCAGCAGCAGUAGCGCAGCAGGAGAGGAUCAUCCUGGAAGUCUUCCUCAGCAGCAGAAUUUGCAGCCCAAGCCUUAUGCUUCUGCAGAGACGCCGCCUUUAGUGAGCUACGGCGCUCUCCAGCAGCAGCCACACGUUCGGCAGUUGGGUAACUCUAGGCCCUUGCUGCUGAGCGAGCUGGAUACUCCCUUUGACGUGGCUAGAACAAACAAGGCAGCUCUCUUUCUCGCUGGCAGAUCCUCGAUGCCUCCCAGUGCGCCCCUGUCUGCACCCCCCCAGCAGCAGCAGCAACCGGUGCAAACAACUGCAGGCAGCGGUCCUGUCAGCAGCACAAACAACAGCAGCAACCCUCCAAACACCACCAAUCUCGUCCCUGCUUUUCCAGAGCGCAGCUCGGCUGCACUCAGAAACAGCGCUGCACUGGCACCUGCUGCACUCCCCAGCAGCAGCAGCAACAACAAUUGCAGCAGCAACAACAAUUGCAGUAGCAGCAACAACAAUUGCAGUAUCCUGAAAUCGUCAAAAACCUCUCAUAGGGAUGCACAAAGGCCUAACAGCAGCAACCCUGCUGUCUCCGGGCUUUCCAACAGCAGCAGCAGCAGCAGCAGCAGCAGCAGCAGCAGCAGGGCAGAAGCAGCAAAAACAAUUGCUGCCUCUCGAGAGUUGAUCGCUCGAGUGGGGAGAGUACUCAGCUCGCAGCCAGCAUCUCUGGCAGCACAAACACUCGCUGCACGGGGUGCUGCUGCGCCUCAACUGCCAGAUCUCACUUUUCCGUUGCCACACGCUGCAUUGGAAAAGGCUUUUCAUGCGCGACUGCCUGCUGCUACGCCUCUCGCCACUGCACUGCGCACUUCUCGACAGUCGUCCUCCUCCCUUGCAACGUCGUCGCUCCAUGGCAGCCAGCAGCAGCAGCAACAGCAGCAACAGCAGCAGCAACAGCAACAACAGGUGCUGCUGCAACGUGUCACGCAAGUGCACCGGCCGUCUACAGCCUCAGAGGCACUCGCUUGGUCCUGGUCGGAUGAAGACGCUGAGGCAGCCAUGCACCAGCUGCUGCUACCCCAACAACAGCACCAACAACAAGUACAGCAGCAGCAACAACAAGUACAGCAGCAGCAACAACAAGUACAGCAGCAGCAAAAGCAGCAACAGCAGCAGCAGCAGCAGCAGCAGCAGAGGCCUGGAUGCAGUGGAAACAGCUCUCGCCGCCAGUCCAGACGACCCCUUGAGCCUCUCGCUGGGAAGUAUGCAUCAGCAGCAACAUCAGCAGCAACAUCAGCAGCAACAUCAUCAGCAAUAUCAGCACCAACAUCAUCAGCAGCAGCAGCAGCAGCUGUGUCUCUAUCCAACGCUGUUGGGUAG
Cyclospora cayetanensis is the source of this 1719-nucleotide messenger RNA. Its product is annotated as myb-like protein Q. NCBI's taxonomy places the organism in Eukaryota, Apicomplexa, Conoidasida, Eucoccidiorida, Eimeriidae. The transcript has 3 exons. The coding region runs from base 1 to 1719 and encodes 572 amino acids. The record is from RefSeq and is a predicted model, not a curated record.